Messenger RNA from Bacillus rossius redtenbacheri, 1893 nucleotides. It is a transcript of the gene Drep4, whose product is annotated as DNA fragmentation factor subunit beta. Lineage: Eukaryota; Metazoa; Arthropoda; Insecta; Phasmatodea; Bacillidae. Gene Ontology annotation, molecular function: DNA endonuclease activity. The record is from RefSeq and is a predicted model, not a curated record. The transcript has 7 exons. Gene Ontology annotation, cellular component: nucleus; cytoplasm. Gene Ontology annotation, biological process: apoptotic process; apoptotic DNA fragmentation. Bases 123 to 1106 code for a protein of 327 amino acids.
AAUUAAAAACCUGCCAGCACAUGCCAUGUGUAAACAACCUUUCGAUAAACAAUCUAAUAUUUUUUGUAAGAAACCUGUCAACUAUCAAUAAAUUGGAUGUAUAUUGAUAUGUGAUCGUAGAAAUGGGUGGAAUGAAGGGGUAUAAAGUAACUAAUGCCGACCGUAGCCGUACAGUUGGAGUUGCAUGUACGUCUCUACAGGAACUUAUAGAAAAAGCCAGAAUCAAAUUUAUGAUUUCGAAGGAUGAAAUUGUGAAUUUGCAAUUGGAAGACGGAACGUUUGUGGACGACGACAACUAUUUUGAGACGCUGCCUCAGCAGACAUUGCUGAUCAUGCUACGUCCUCAAGAGAAUGCGUUAACUGGUGCAGAGAUCUUAUACAACGCUCUGCGAGCUGUAAACCUGGACUUCUUGCAGGCUGGGCAAGAGGUGAACCAAUUCUUCUCGACCAACUUGAAACACAAAGUACGGCAGUUGGCACACUUGGUAGGUGACGCGGACGGAGACGACAGAGUAUUACUGAGCACCAAGACCGAAGACCCUGUUUGGUUUCAAGGCCUCGACACGAGAGCAAGCUCUAAAGAGCAGGUGAUGUUCCGAGGAGCCCAGGAUCGCAUCAGAGGCUACAUGUUCAAAACAUGCGAUGCCCUCAAGAAGUCGGAACCUUACAAAGUCAACAGAAAGAAAGCGAAGCACUUUGGGUGUUACUUCGACCGGAGCGGGCCCGGCGACGGAGGUCACGGCGACGCGCUGCUCCGGCGACUCUGCGACGACGCCGGGACUUUCCGCUGCCAGGGCCGGUGGGACGAGAAGGACUGCCUCUACAGCAGUGGCUUGUCCACCCACGCAAUCAACCCUUACUGCAGCCGGGAGGCCCGGGUGCUCUUCCAGAUGUGGAAUCUGGACCACAGGAUAGAACGAUCACGGACGGUUAUUCCAGCUAUGUUGGAAGCCGCCCAACAGGCCGUGGAAGAGCAGCGCUCAGUUCGCUGGUCCUAUUUCUUCCAACUGCUCUUCACACAUCACAACCUUAAGUUAGUACACAUAGUAUGUCAUGACAAGAGCGUGCACAGUGCGAAGUGUGAUCCUAGCCAAUACCUGAUUUGAUGCUGUGGGAUGAACAACGAAUUCACACCUCACAUUUGGUUGCAGCAGCCAACCUUUGAACAGAGUAAUGCUUGAAUUUUCAGAGCGUCAUUUUUGCCACGUAAAAAUAUCAUGAAGAUAUGCAAGAGUACAGAAGUAGCUAAUGAAGCUUCAAGUUUUAAAAUACAUAACUAUUACCUGGUGUUGUUGCAUCAGACAGUGAAAGGCUGUAACUACACACUUAAUAGUUGUUAUAUGUUACAGGUAUGCUUAAAAAUCAGGCAAGAUAAGUUAAACUCAGUUUAGAACAGGGUGUAAAAAACCCAGAAAAGUGGUUUGUUUGGUUUAAACAAUGUUUUUAUAUUACAUUAGUUAUUUUGGUUCUCAGAAUAUUCAAAUGAAUAUCCCGCUUUCUGCCACUCAAGUUGAACCAGAAAAGUUAUAGCACCAAAGAACUGAAGUCCAGCAAAUCUGCACAUUGACUGAGACUAAGCUAUAGAAAGGGUAUUUCCCAACAGGAAGAGGAUUCUCCAUAUAAUAUAGUAUAGUCAGGUAUUUACCACAAAAUAUAUAUUUCAUUAAAUAAUUAAUUUAUGCUUUUUUACACUUUUGACUUAUUACAGUCAAACCCCUAUCUAUAGUUUUAUCAGGGGACUCAACAAAAAAAUUCUGUAGAUGCGGACAUUCGAUAAAUGUGAACUUCACUCUUAGAUUUUGAAAAAAAUAUUUCAACCUCAAAAUUAGUGUCAGAAAUAUAUCAGUUAAGUACUUGUCAUUAAAGUUUAAUCAGCUGAAAAAAAAAAAAAAA